Lolium rigidum is the source of this 1110-nucleotide messenger RNA. RefSeq names its product GDSL esterase/lipase At1g71691-like. NCBI's taxonomy places the organism in Eukaryota, Viridiplantae, Streptophyta, Magnoliopsida, Poales, Poaceae. Bases 1 to 1110 code for a protein of 369 amino acids. Gene Ontology annotation, molecular function: hydrolase activity, acting on ester bonds. The transcript has 5 exons. The record is from RefSeq and is a predicted model, not a curated record.
AUGUCUGCCGGCCUCCAGCGCCUUUGGCAGGUGCUCGUUGCCGUGAGCGCCAUCCUGAUGGCAGCGGCGGCCGUGGCGGCGCAGGAGACACGGGCGCCGCCGCUGGUGCCGGCGUUGUUUGUGUUCGGGGACUCGCUGGUGGACAACGGGAACAACAACAACCUGGCGUCGCUGGCCAAGGCCAACUACUUCCCCUACGGCAUCGACUUCGCCGCCGGCCCCACCGGUCGCUUCUGCAACGGCUACACCAUCGUCGACGAGCUCGCUGAGCUGCUUGGGCUGCCCCUGGUUCCAGCCUACUCUCAGGCCUCCCAUUCCGUCGAGCAGCUACUCCAGGGCGUGAACUACGCCUCCGCCGCCGCCGGGAUCCUCGACGACAGCGGCGGGAACUUCGUUGGACGGAUACCGUUCAACCAGCAGAUCCAGAACUUCGAGUCGACCAUCAACCAGAUCGUGGGCGCCACCGCCGGCGGCGCGGCGACGGCGGGCAGCAUCGUCUCCCGGUCCAUCCUGUUCGUGGGGCUGGGGAGCAACGACUACCUGAACAACUACAUCAUGCCCAACUACGACACCCGGCGCCACUACACUCCCCAGCAGUUCGCCGACCUCCUCGUCACGCAAUACGCCUCCCAGCUCACCAGGCUGUACAAGGCGGGGGCGAGGAGGUUCGUGGUCGCCGGAGUGGGGUCGAUGGGGUGCAUCCCGACCAUCCUGGCGCGGAGCGUGGAGGGGCGGUGCUCGGAGGAGGUGGACCAGCUGGUGGCGCCGUUCAACGCCGGCGUGAGGGGGAUGCUGGACGGCCUCAACGCCGGCCUCCCCGGGGCCACGUUCACGUACCUCGACAACUACCGUCUGUUCACGCUCAUGCUCGCCAGCCCUGCCUCCUACGGGUUCGACGUAGUGGACCGGGGUUGCUGCGGUAUCGGCCGGAACGGCGGGCAGAUGACGUGCCUGCCCUUCAUGCCGCCGUGCGCCGACCGGGAGCGCUACCUGUUCUGGGACGCCUACCACCCAACUGCGGCCGUCAAUAUCAUCAUCGCACGCCAGGCCUUCGAUGGCGCCGCCGAUGUCGUCUCCCCCGUAAACGUCCGCCGCCUCGUCCAGCUCUGA